This is a messenger RNA of Diabrotica virgifera virgifera (western corn rootworm), 1498 nucleotides long. RefSeq lists its product as uncharacterized. The coding region runs from base 175 to 1404 and encodes 409 amino acids. NCBI's taxonomy places the organism in Eukaryota, Metazoa, Arthropoda, Insecta, Coleoptera, Chrysomelidae. The record is from RefSeq and is a predicted model, not a curated record. The transcript has 2 exons.
UCAGUGCUAGCUAUUGAAAUACGAAGCUUCAAACACCAGAAACAUUAUUGUGUCUUGUUCAACGAGUAUAUUAACACCUUAUCGGACCAUACCAAGAAAAACCUUUUAGCAGCGCAGAAGAAAUUUUAGGAAGAUUUUAAGUUUUUCGUUUUAAGCAGUUUUAGCAUAUGCACCAUGGAUGAUUUAAAUAUCGAGUUGAUCAAGAAAGCUCUUACCAAAUACAUCGGCGAACACAGAAUGAUCGCAAAUAUAGAAGUCCAGAAGUACAGCGGUCCCGUGGGGAACUAUCUAUGCGAUAAAUUUAAAAUGGAAGUCAAGGUCAAGAAUAAGGAAUUCAAGCAAGAUUUGGAUCUGGUAGCCAAAUGUUCGAUUCACGAUAAAGGUCCGGAAUUUGCACGCCAAACGGCUCUAUUGAUCAAAAACGAAAUUUUAUGCUACGAAACGAUCAUUCCAUGCUUACGAGAAUUCAGAGUAAAGUACAAAUUUCCAGAUUUUGAGUGUUUUCCCGAUUAUAUUGCUUCCCACUGUAAUUUAACGGAACAAAAUCCAACCGGAACUGAAGCAGUAUUGAUUUUAGAAAAUUUAUGUCCAAAAGGUUAUACUCACCAAGACAGUUCAGCUGGAUAUAACCUGAAACAGUCAACAACUAUUAUCGAAGAGUUGGCAUCACUCCACGCAACUUGGCUGGCUUUAAAAUAUAGAGAUCCUGAAUUAUUCAUAAUAAGCGUAAUAGACACCAUUUUGCCAAGGCGGCACCCUCCAGGAGGUACUGGUGACCCUUCUGCACAACUUGCUCUUUUAAGACAAUUAGUACAACCCUACGAAGAAUUUAGAGAUCUUUCCAACUUUGAUAAGUUCGCGGAAAAAAUGAAACAAAAAUUUCUUGCUGGAGACUUGUAUAACCCCAAGAUAGUAGACCCAUUUGCAUUGUUCAUCCACAGUGAUAUAUGUUGUAGUAACAUCAUGCAAAUUUUAGACGAUGAUGAAAAUAUUGUAAAAUUGAAAAUACUUGAUUACCAGCUUGCUACAGUGGGAAGUCCAGUAAGAGAUCUUUUAUAUUUCAUUGUUAGUAGCGUGAGACUGGAAGAUCUAACAACAAAACACUUUUAUAAUUUAAUAAAGCAUUACCACGCAACUUUAAAAUCUACUAUUCAAGAGUUCGGAGUUUACACCGACCUCAAAUACAGCUACGAAUUGUUUUGUGAAGAAUUGAAGGCACACGCACACGAAAUUAUUUUACAAUUAAUGUACAUGUUGAUUCACGUUAAUUUCCGAUCCCAAGGAGAAAUAUUUGAUCCUACUAGAGCUGAUCUUCUCCAAGUGGAGGAUGUUCCUCCUAUGGCGAAACAGAGGAUUUGUUUUUUAAUGCGAGAAGCGGCUAAAAAAGGCUGGCUUGAAAUUUAAUUUGUGUUUGUAUUUGUUUUAAAUAUCUAUGUCAAUUUUAAUUAUAAAUUUGUAAGAAUGGAUUUAAGAAAUAAAAAUAAUAUAUUUGAUUAUA